Messenger RNA from Aspergillus pseudonomiae, 680 nucleotides. RefSeq names its product dynein light chain DYN2. Lineage: Eukaryota; Fungi; Ascomycota; Eurotiomycetes; Eurotiales; Aspergillaceae. Gene Ontology annotation, cellular component: cytoplasmic dynein complex. The record is from RefSeq and is a predicted model, not a curated record. Gene Ontology annotation, biological process: cilium assembly; microtubule-based process. The transcript is spliced from 7 exons. Gene Ontology annotation, molecular function: dynein light intermediate chain binding; dynein intermediate chain binding. Bases 98 to 382 code for a protein of 94 amino acids.
GAACGCUGUGUACUGUUGGACUACCUUAGAGACGCAAAUCUCCAGUUUACUCCCUUGCUUAUUGUUGAAGCUUUUCCAGCACCCUCAACCGACCAAAAUGUCUUCCGAAAAGAAGGAUAAGCUCGAGCCGCAAAUCAAGUCCGUCGAUAUGACGGAGGAUAUGCAGCAGGAAGCUGUCGAAGUUGCGAUCGAGGCAAUGGAGAAGUACCACAUUGAGAAGGACAUUGCCCAGUAUAUCAAGCGAGAGUUUGACUCGCGCAAAGGAGCUACAUGGCAUUGUGUCGUAGGGAGGAAUUUCGGAAGCUUUGUCACACACGAGACGAAACACUUCAUCUACUUCUAUCUCGGACACUGCGCCAUUCUCCUCUUCAAGACUCAAUAAACACGCCUUGGCAUACAUGGUUGGAAAUAAAAAGAGGGCCGAGUCCUUGGGCAAUUGGGACCUUGACUGCCAAUUGGGGCAUGCCGCCACAAAAUAGACGCCGGCGACGUAUGGGUCUUAACUCGCGACACGAUGGACUGGCCCCUGAGAUCGGGCGUCAUGGCAGUUGGUGCUGCAUAAUCUUACCUUCCCUUCAGCGGUAUUUAUUUACAUAUUCGAGUCCUACAUGGUUCAAUUUCGGUGUCAUUGUAUCUUGAUGUGAGUUAGAUUGGUCAUACCAAGCAGAUUAUGUGCUGUA